Triticum turgidum subsp. durum (durum wheat) is the source of this 702-nucleotide messenger RNA. The record is from the annotation of a GenBank genome assembly. NCBI's taxonomy places the organism in Eukaryota, Viridiplantae, Streptophyta, Magnoliopsida, Poales, Poaceae.
AUGGCAAGUGCACAUGGUGAAUUGGAGAAGAGGCUACAGGAUCCAAAUGCUCCACCAAUGUCUCUUCCACUAGAUUUUUUGAAAGACAUCACAUGUGAUUUUUCCAAUGAGUCAGUACUUGGUGAAGGUGGGUUUGGAGUAGUUUACAAGGGAGUUCUUCAGAGUGGGAAAAUCAUCGCUGUGAAGAAGCUUUUUGAAAUACGUCUAAAAGAGGAGACCUUUCAGAAUGAGGUCAGCUCUCUUAUGGGGAUCAAGCACCAAAACGUUCUACUUUUUGUAGGUUACUGUGCCGAAUCAAAAUGGGAAGCGAUAGAGCAACCAAGUGGGAGUGGGAAGCAUAUUUUUGCCGAAAUGCCAAACAGGUUGCUCUGCUUCGAGUAUGCAUCCAACAAAAGCCUCGACAAACAUAUUUCUGAUGAAUCUUUGGGCAUUGAGUGGAAUACGAGAUACGAGAUAAUCAAGGGGGUUUGCAGUGGUAUGCAUUUCCUUCAUGAUGAAUGCCAUAUCGUUCAUCUGGACCUAAAGCCAGAAAAUAUAUUGCUGGACUCUACUAUGACACCCAAAAUCGCGGAUUUUGGUAUAUCAAGGAUCUUUGGAGAGCAACAAUCACGACUUGUCACUGAUAAUCGUGCUGGAACUUGGUUAGCUAUGGGUCUUGCACCUAUAGUGUUUUUCUUUUCCUCAUCUACUUCACGUCUGUGA